GCUUGUUCACAUAAUAGCCGGCGGCGGGUGAAGGCGUGGCGCGUCGAGCGUGCGCUCUUGCGAGCGCGUACCGGCUGAUGAGCAUGGGCAGCGGCUGAAACGCCGGCUCUCUUUUUCUUUUUUCGGCCGAGGCUGAACGGCACUGAGCGGCAUGCCGGGGAGCCCACACCUCAUCUAUACCUGACGGGGACCGCGAGGAAGCGCAAAGAUGACUGAGGGGAAAGUUUGCCAAGUUCAGCUGCUGGAUGACAGGAAGCUGGAGCUGCUGGUUCAGCCGAAGCUUCUGUCCUACGAGCUCCUCGACCUCGUGUCCUCCCAUUUCAACCUCAAGGAAAAGGAAUUCUUCGGGCUCGCAUUUUUCGACGACAAUGGUCAGUGUAAGUGGCUGCAGAUGGACCGCAGAGUUCUUGAACAUGACUUUUCCAAGAAGCCUGGAGCCAUUCCCCUCAAGUUCCUGGUCAGAUUUUAUGUUGAAAACAUAACUCAGCUAAAGGACAUCAUCACGGUGGAGCUUUUCUACCUGAAUGCUAAAUCGGCUGUGUACAAUGGAAUGAUUGAAGUGGAAACUGAGAAUGUCUUCAAAUUAGCUGCAUAUGCUUUGCAGGAAGCUAAAGGAGACUACACAAGUGAUGAAAACACCCGGGCCGAUUUGAGGAAACUACCAACGCUCCCCACCAAAGUGCUGAAGGAACACCCCUCUCUGGCAUACUGUGAGGAUCAAGUAAUUGAAUGUUAUAAGCAACUGACUGGUGUUUCAAGAGGACAAGCCAUUGUACAGUAUUUGACGUUGGUUGAGUCUCUGCCAACCUAUGGAGUGCAUUAUUAUGAGGUUAAGGAUAAACAAGGAAUCCCUUGGUGGCUUGGAAUCAGCUAUAAGGGCAUCGGCCAGUACGAUCUGCAGGACAAAUUAAAGCCUCGGAAGUUGUACCAGUGGAAGCAGCUAGAAAACCUGUACUUCAGAGAGAAAAAGUUUGCCGUGGAAGUUAAUGAUCCACACAGGAGGGCAGUAACCAAGCGGACAUUUGGACAAACGGGCCUCCUCAUUCACACAUGGUAUGCCAGCCAUUCUUUGAUCAAGACCAUCUGGGUCAUGGCAAUUAGCCAGCAUCAGUUCUACUUGGACAGAAAGCAAAGCAAAGCUAAACUUGGAACAACUAGAAGUUUGGAGGAAAUUGCCAUGGAACUCACAGAGCACGGAGGGGCAAAGAUAAACAGGCUGGGAGAUGUAGGCCUGAAGAAUAACUUCAUAACAGCCAGCAAUGGGAGUCUGGUUUCUACGGGUUCUGCAGACUCUGAAAUGAGUGAAGAACAAAAGAAAGAAAGACUCUCUGAACUUAGAAGAAAGGAAAAGGAGAUCCAAGAUAUUUUGGCCAAGAAAACAGAGGAGCUGAAGAAGAUUUGCCGUCGAGAGGCAGAACUGACUGGAAAGCUGCCAAAAGAAUAUCCUCUCUCCAAAGGUGAAAGACCACCGCAGGUCAGACGACGGGUCGGCACCGCUUUCAAGUUAGAUGAGCUUUUCCCCUACAACGAGGAUCCCUUCCUCAGGAACCUAGAGAGUAGAUUUGCCCUCCAACAAAAGAUCGUGGAGGCGGCAAAGAAGCUCGCAAAUGAAUCCGAGUUGUGCAAAACAGUCAAGAAGAAGAGGAGAAGAAACUGUCGGGAUGCCAUGCAGAAACUCCAGCAGAUAGAAGACGAGAUGAACCAGUACAGAAUCAAGAAGGGGGAAAAGCCCACGCAGCGGGCGUCAGUCAUCAUCGCAGAUGAUCUCGCCCGAUCUGACUUCAGCUCUAUGUCUAGUCUACCACUGGAUGAUGAUGAUUCUGACAGUGGGAGUCAAAGGCCACGCUCACGAUCCGUUCAAGGCUCCCCUCAGCUCAGUCCGUUGCACUCGUUGGCACCAGAAUAUGAUAUAGAGAGCCACAGUUCCCCAGGCAGAAACCGCAAGAACCACGCCAGAUAUGUUUAUGAUGGCCAGGCGACCCCAGGGUACUGCCAAAACCCAAGUGAGGGCUCCUCUACUCACAGUAGUCCAUAUAAAACCCUUCCUAGACCUCCUAGAGACCCGCGCAGCAUGCCUGCAACCCCGGUUAUGACCCGAAACGCCUACAGCAGCAGCCAGCUCAGGUCGGAGGCUUCUUCUCACUGCUUCAGGCAUCGCAGUGGAAGUCUGGAGUCUCAACCCCAGCUAGGAAACGGCACGGACCCAGAGAAGCCCGUCUUCAUCCUGUCAUCACACCGCAGCAACAGCACAGAGUUGUUAGAGGACUGCUCCUCAUACACCAGCCAGUCCAGUCUGGAAUGCUGUGGCGCAGCGAACUCCCACUACAACACAAGUGACUCGCGUACCUCAACCAUGCACCACCUUCGCAAAAAAGUGGAAGUGUAUGGGAAUACCGGAAGCAUGCCCAACUUGGUCCAGCACCAUUCUGGUUACAAUUACUCAUGUGAGACCUCAACGAACUAUGCACCCAGUGCCUACUAUGUUACUGGAUACCCUUGCCCAGACGUGGAGCCCUACGUCAAUGGAUCUUGUGUGUACGAAAGUGAAGUGGAAGGCCGCUACAAUGUCAACCCGAAUUACCAAAUGAAUGGCUGUCACGGACACGACAGAUUCCGCCACUACAGCAGCGACGCGACAGACAGUCUUUCUCAGAAUCCUUAUGCCACGAUGAGGCCGCCGCGGAGUAGAGAGGGCCCCAGAAAUGACCUCUUGGCCAAGAACAUGCAGAAGGCCUUGGUGGCAGAGCACCUAAGAGGCUGGUACCACCGCCACAGAGGACACAGAGAAGGUGGCAGGGGACCCAUGGUUGGAUAUGACUUUGACAACAGCACACAGCUCAGUCUGGGCUACCAAACAAUGCCAGCAGGCUUCAGCCACUCCAGUAGAACCACAUCUUACUCAUCAGUGUCGUCAGCAGAGAGCACAGGAAACUGGCGCAACCAGCUGGCAGUGGGCCUGGCAGAGUUGGACUCACCUGACACACCUCAGUACUCUCGUCGAGCUCCGUACAACCCCAGUCCCACGUACAACAGAUUUUCUCCUGAAAACAAAGGCUCUGACACAUUACCUAAAAAAUCUGAGUUAGUAGAUGUGGUUGGCGCUGAGUCAGCUAGUGUAGAUGAACCGUCAGACAGCCAUUCUGGCACUUAAUGAUAUUAUUAUUACCAGGACAAAAACUACAUGAGCAUCCACUGAGGAGGACCAAACACUGGCACAAACUGCUUUAGGGCCAGGAGCACAUGAAGGGAAUGGAGCUGAAAGAGGCCAUACACACAGUUACGUUUGCAGUCACGGUCGUUGGGGACUCUUUGUCCACGUUUAUUUUUCUGCAGAGAGGUGUACACCGUCUUCAUGUUUGAGUAAGCUCUGGACGCGCUGAUGACACUCUUGAAUGACUCCCCCAUGUGCCUUGGACUGGAUGAAUCGUAGAGGCAGAUGAGAAUGUGUCGAGAUGUUGCACAAGUGCAGUGGACUUUAACCCUACUGUGUGUGAAAUAUGACAAAAAAAUGGCAACAUGUAUUUUAAACCCAAACUAGCUACUGCCUUAUUCAAAACAGUAGACUAUAGACUUAACAAUCGUCAUUUUCAUCUCACAAAAAGGUAGUCUUAAAUAUUUCAUUAGGAUUUACAUCACUUGAUUCAAUCAUGACGGUGCGCUUUAUCAGUGAUGAUUUUCUGUCUUUUUUUGUUUUUUUGAAAACAUGAAAUCAGAAAUGUUAAUAUUGUUUAUAGAAUCAUUGUUUUUGUGCAGUACUGUGUUUUAAAAUGCAUGGGGAACCUUUUGUAAAAUACAAAACAAUUGAAACACUUUAUUUUAUUUAAAAAAAACAAGAAAAAAAGUUACUGCCAUUCAAACUUUGUUCAUGUGCAUUUUUUUUUAAUUCCAUUUCAUUUGUGCGGUUGAUGUGUAGGUAUAUGUUGUAGAUCCUGUGAUAAAAUAUUUUCCAUUUGAAGAGAACAGGUGAAUAAAAUACACGUGUGACUCAGA
Oryzias melastigma (Indian medaka) is the source of this 3990-nucleotide messenger RNA. It is a transcript of the gene frmd4bb, whose product is annotated as FERM domain containing 4Bb. Gene Ontology annotation, cellular component: cytoskeleton; bicellular tight junction; adherens junction. Lineage: Eukaryota; Metazoa; Chordata; Actinopteri; Beloniformes; Adrianichthyidae. The coding region runs from base 209 to 3151 and encodes 980 amino acids. Gene Ontology annotation, biological process: establishment of epithelial cell polarity. The record is from RefSeq and is a predicted model, not a curated record. The transcript is spliced from 24 exons.